Molecule: messenger RNA, 2089 nt
Organism: Anguilla anguilla (European eel)
Lineage: Eukaryota; Metazoa; Chordata; Actinopteri; Anguilliformes; Anguillidae
Gene: apex2
Product: APEX nuclease (apurinic/apyrimidinic endonuclease) 2
Exons: 6
Coding region: 134-1876 (580 amino acids)
Biological process (GO): base-excision repair
Cellular component (GO): nucleus
Molecular function (GO): DNA-(apurinic or apyrimidinic site) endonuclease activity; double-stranded DNA 3'-5' DNA exonuclease activity; phosphoric diester hydrolase activity
Source: RefSeq, a predicted model, not a curated record
GCGUGAACGCCCGGUCCAGUGAGCGCGCUGCAUGGGCCUAUUGUGAAAGCUGUUCCGCAGAAAAAUUCUGUGAUUCAUCCUCAAAAACAGCUUGUCUUCAGUUUCUGAAUCGGAGAUCCUAUUCAAUGAAAAAAUGAAGAUUGUCACUUGGAACAUAAACGGCAUAAGAACUUUCAAAGGCGGAAUUAAGAAAGCAUUGGAUUUGCUCGACGCUGAUAUAAUUUGUUUUCAGGAGACAAAAGUGACAAGGGACCUGCUGGACGAGAGAACUGCGGUUGUGGACGGUUACAAUUCUUAUUUCAGCUUCAGCCGAGGACGAAGCGGUUACUCAGGGGUAGCUACUUUCUGCAAAGACAGGGUUGCACCCUUUGCUGCAGAAGAGGGACUGACAGGCCUGCUGACCAGUCAUGAUGGGAGUGUUGGGUGCUAUGGUGACCAGAGCCAGUUUUCUAUGGAGGAGCUGCAGAUGCUGGAUAAUGAAGGAAGAGCUGUCAUCACACAGCACAAAGUGAUGUGUCAGAACCAGGAGAAAACCCUUACCGUGCUCAAUGUGUACUGCCCACGGGCGGACCCAGAGAAGCCUGACAGGAAGCUCUUCAAACUGCAGUUCUACAGAAUGCUCCAGAACAGAGCUGAGGCCUUACUGGGAGCAGGGAGCCAUGUGAUCGUCCUGGGAGAUGUGAACACUUCCCACAGGCCCAUUGACCACUGCGACCCCGAUGACCUGGAAAGUUUUGAGGAUAAUCCUGGCAGAAAGUGGCUGAACAACUUCCUGUUUGGGAAGGCUGAAGGGGAGGGGCUUGAGAAGGAGGAGGGCGACAGAGAGGUGGGGCCAGAGUCCCAGGAGCCUGGUGGCUGUGGUGGUGGAAAGUUCGUUGACACAUUUCGCCAUUUCCACCCGACCCGCCCCAACGCCUUCACCUGCUGGUCCACCCUCACCGGCGCCCGGCAGACCAACUAUGGCACGCGCAUUGAUUACAUCUUUGCCGACCGGCCGUUGGCCGAGGAGCACUUCCUGUCUGCGGACAUCAUGCCGGACGUGGAGGGGUCGGAUCACUGUCCGGUGCAGGGGCGCCUGUGCUGCUCCCCGCUGCAGAGCCCCCGCUGCCCCCCGCUGUGCACACGCUUCAUGCCCGAGUUUGCCGGAAGGCAGCAGAAGCUCUCGCGCUUCCUGGUCCAGGUGGGUCCGCAGGAACAGGACGCCCUGCCCGGCUCGCAGGAGCUGGGGGAGAUCCGGGAGAACCUCCGUCCGCCGGCCGAUGCUGGGAGCGCCGCCAGAAUUGGGAACAUGGCCGGCAGGAAGAGGGGUCCCACAAAGGAGACUCCUGCCCCCAGGGGCAAGAGGAUCAAAACCCAUAACCCACCAAAACCUCAGGGAAACCUGCUGGCCUUCUUCAAGCCCGCAGCCAGCCAAGGGUCUCGCAGCUGUUUUGUGAAGGGGCAGGACGGGUCUGAGGACACGGGCACACAGCACAGUGAAGGGAGGGCACGGGUACAAGGGGGGCUCUCGCCGCCUCCUGAUAUCACAAAGAGGGGAUCUGUGGAAGGAGAUGGCGGGGCUAUGGAAAGAGAGGGUGGGGCUGUUGAAAGAGAGGGCGGGGCUAUGGAAGGAGAGGGUGGGGCUGUUGAAGGAGAGGGUGGGGCUGAACCCUGUCCCAGGGGGGCCUGCCCUUUGGGGUUCUGGAAGGCAGUGUUGCAUGGCCCGCCGCAGCCACCCCUCUGCAAGGUGCACCAGGAGCCCUGUGUGCUCAGGACCGUCAGGAAGGCAGGGCCCAACAUGGGCCGGCGCUUCUUCGUCUGUUGCCGCCCCCAGGGCCAUGCCUCCAACCCCCAGGCCCGCUGCAACUUCUUCACCUGGGUGGAUAAGGGCAGGUAGCUGGAGCUGGAUUCACUACCACAAACGCCCAGCUUUUUAAAUGCACAGUGCUGGUAUAUGGACCAUGUCUUCAGCUUCUGUGAAGCUAGGGAGGGUUUAGCCCAACUAUACGGACUCAAAUGUAGACUUAAUUGCAAUGCCAAUUCUGUCCAUGUCUUUUAUUUGUUUCACAUAUAAAGUUAAUUCAAAUAAAUAUGAAGCUUUGAAUUUGAA